Messenger RNA from Penicillium griseofulvum, 1458 nucleotides. Its product is annotated as putative flavin dependent monooxygenase. The transcript is spliced from 2 exons. The coding region runs from base 1 to 1458 and encodes 485 amino acids. The record is from RefSeq and is a predicted model, not a curated record. Lineage: Eukaryota; Fungi; Ascomycota; Eurotiomycetes; Eurotiales; Aspergillaceae. Gene Ontology annotation, molecular function: NADP binding; flavin adenine dinucleotide binding; N,N-dimethylaniline monooxygenase activity.
AUGACAAUCACAAAUACCAUUCGUCGAGUAGCUGUCAUCGGCGCAGGGCCCUCUGGCCUUGCUGCAGUCAAAUACCUGCUAGCCGAGAAAUGUUUCGAUCAAAUUGAGGUCUUCGAGCAAAGGAGCUCCGUUGGAGGAGUUUGGAAUUAUACGCCAAGUUCCGUGAAAAAAGGAAUGUCAACAACUGUCCCGCAUUUAACCCCUCAUGAGCCAGCCGAGAAGCCAGUGUGGAUCAAUACUACCGAAGGGCGCGAGGCAACAUUUGUGUCUCCGCUAUACGACCGAUUGGAGACCAAUAUCCCCAAGGAAUUAAUGCGCUAUUCGGAUAAGGCAUUUCCAUUGGACGCCCAGCUCUUCCCCAAACACCGGACAGUGAAACAAUAUCUUGAAGAAUAUGCCGAAGAUAUCAAAAGCUUUAUUCAAUUUGAGACGCAAGUCUUAGAUGUGAAACUCGAAGAUGAAAGUCUAAAAACCUGGAGUCUAACGGCGAAGAGUCUCCGAACUGGCAUCGACACAACCCACAUUUAUGAUGCUGUGGUGGUUGCAAGCGGUCAUUUCACGGUCCCUUAUUUACCAGAUAUCCCAGGAAUACAAGCCUGGGAUGCAUCACACCCAGGUGUUAUCUCUCAUUCCAAGUUUUACAACUCACCAGAACCUUUUCAAGGAAAGAAAGUGGUUGUGGUAGGAAGUUCUGCCUCGGGGCUUGACAUUGGUGCCCAGAUAAACGAAGUAAGCCAGGGAAAAGUGUUGGUCUCCCAACGAUCUGAAUCCUACUUGGCUGCACCCCCUAAUGGCGAUAAAAUCAUAUGCCCGGAGAUAGUCGAGUUUCUUCCGCCAGCCUAUGAUAGAGGUAUAAAAUUUGCGGAUGGUCGCAUUGAGGAACACAUCGACGCCAUUGUUUUUUGCACUGGCUAUUUCUAUUCAUAUCCUUUCCUGUCUUCACUCAAUCCACCCGUUGUGACCCAUGGGUGGCGUACAAUGAAUGUCUACCAGCAGUUAUUUUAUAUUGAGCACCCUACCCUCGUCUUCCCAGUGCUUUCCCAGCGAGUUAUUCCGUUCCCGAUGGCUGAGAACCAUGCUGCUGUCUUCUCCCGUGUAUGGUCCGGACGGCUUACACUUCCACCAAAGGAUGAGAUGAAAAUAUGGGAAAAUUCCGAAAUUGAUGCCAAAGGAGAUGGAAAGGAGUUCCACCUGCUUCCAUUCCCCAUGGAUGCUGACUAUCUGAAUUUUCUUUACAAUUGGGCGGAAAAGGCUAGCCCACGACCUGGACUGUCCAACAAUGGACAAGGCAAACUUGGCACUCGAUGGGGUGAGCGAGAAAGAUGGAUGCGGGCCCAUUUCCCAGAUAUAAGGCGCGCCUUUGUCCAGCGAGAUAACGAGCGGAGUGAGAUCAAGAAUCUAGCAGAGCUUGGUUUCAGCUUCGAGGAGUGGAAGAAGCAACAAGAUAAUCAGUCAUGA